AUGGGAGUCAAGAUCCCGCUGGUGCCCGCGGUGGAGCGGCCCGAGUAUGAAAUUCCGCGCACAAUACUCCAAAGACCGAAGGCAACGUUGAUCCAGUGUCGGAAGGCCGAGGCGAGGCAGGAUCAAGAUAUUCCUGACUGCCCACCCUUGGACGAGUCGCCGUCGGACAAGUCGCCGUCGGACAAAUCGCCGGUGGAGAUGCGACCGUUGGAUCUAGCGUCUGUCGCGAGUGAGGAGUCGGAUCUGUCGUCCAUCGUAGACGAAGACUCUAUAUCGCAUGCCGUGACGGUCAAGGAGGCGCUAGAAGAUGUGGAUCAAGUGACGCCGGACAAAUGGGCGACUAAUCCGCUGGUGGGGGAAACUACAGACAUGGAAGGAAUGCGAGAAGAAGAUGACCGAGAUGAAAUUGAGGAUGUCAGUCUGGAUCAACUACGUUCGAGAGGCCAAGAUCAAGGAACAUCGCCGUCGAAAGGUGGCGGAUCGGAUCUGCCAUCAAUGAUGAGUGUACAGCCUGGGACAGGACAUAUGCCCGGUGAUCCGUUGAACGACAAGUGCGCCGCAUCUAUGCCGCAAAAAACGGACAUGGAUCCAUCACCUAUUGUUGAAGAUCAACCAGGCACAUCGGAUCUAGAUCUUACCUGGGACUCAGAUCAAGAUUAUGAUGAAUGCGUGUAUUACCAUGAAGGAAGCGAUCUAUACGCCGAAGAUGUAGAUGGUCAGAUGGUGGUGCUGCCAGAAGUACCUGUGACGAUGGAAGAUGUGAAGAUCGAGGAUAUUCAACUAUGCGGAUCUGAUAGUCAGACUCCAGAGGAAAUCGAGCGACUUCGCCAAAAGAUCUGGAAGUUCCGACAUCUCUUGAUCGGGAAAGGAAAUGCCCUUCCGCCGGCAGCUAGAGGUGUGGUGUGCGAUAUCGAUGUCAGGGGAGCGAGACCCAUCACCCUUAAGUGCCGUAAGUUGCGGAUCCAGUUCAGGGAGAAGCUAGCAGAUCUGAUCAAGGGUCUAUUGUCCGCCAAGAUGAUCAACUAUUCCAGAUCACCAUGGGCUUCCCCCAUCGUGGUGAUCAUUAAG
Molecule: messenger RNA, 1068 nt
Organism: Phytophthora megakarya
Lineage: Eukaryota; Oomycota; Peronosporomycetes; Peronosporales; Peronosporaceae
Source: the annotation of a GenBank genome assembly